Molecule: messenger RNA, 2396 nt
Organism: Cajanus cajan (pigeon pea)
Lineage: Eukaryota; Viridiplantae; Streptophyta; Magnoliopsida; Fabales; Fabaceae
Product: protein SIEVE ELEMENT OCCLUSION B
Biological process (GO): phloem development
Source: RefSeq, a predicted model, not a curated record
AUGAAUAGCAUUGGCAAGUUGGGUGCUAUGCAACAAAUGGUAAAAGGUGGAAGAGUGAUGCCUGCGGCCGCAAUAUCUGAUGACAGCGUUUUGGUGAAGAAAAUUGCGACAGAGCAUAACCCUGAGGGGAUAGAAUAUGAUGUCAGGCCCCUUCUUCUCAUAGUUGAGGAUGUUUUUACACGUUCCAACAUGAGGUCUGAAGAUGCUGCAAGGGGCCCCCAUGCUCGUGUUGAUCACAUCGAAGACAGAAGCCACCAUCCUGGCCACACAAACAUGCUGGAGGCUCUAUCUGCUAAGAUUGAUCGAAUUUCCUGUGAGAUUUCCUACAAGACUCUGGGUGGUAUAGAUGCACACUCCACAACAGUUGCAAUAUUUGACAUGCUUACAAUCUACAAGUGGGAUGUGAAGAUAGUGUUGGCCUUAGCCGCUUUUGCUCUGACUUAUGGUGAAUUCUGGCUUCUUGCUCAAAUUCAUGACACAAACCAGCUUGCAAAAUCAAUGGCAAUUCUGAAGCAACUACCUAGCAUCAUGGAGCAUGCAAACACGUUGAAACCACGGUUUGAUGCCCUUAAUGACCUAGUUAGUGUCAUUUUGGAGGUGACCAAGGUUGUGAUAGAGUUCCAUGAUCUGCCAACUCAGUACAUCACACAAGACAUGACAGCCUACACCACUGCCAAUAACUAUGUUCCAGUUGCUUCCUACUGGACCAUCAGAAGUAUUGUGGCUUGUGCAGCUCAGAUUACCAGCCUCACUACACUUGGCUAUGAGAUCUUCACAUCCACUGACGCUUGGGAGCUAUCCACAUUGACUUUCAAGCUCAAAAACAUAAUCGACCAUCUCAGGCAGCUACUGCAUAGCUGCCACGAACAUAUUGGGAAAAAGAUGGAUGCUGAAGCUUACCAAAUGCUACGUGAAUUAUUUUCAAAACCACAUACUGACAAUAUGAAGGUUCUCAAGGCUCUGAUAUACGCUCAGGAUGAUAUUCUACCUUUAUACGAUGGUGUUACCAAGAAAAGGGUUAGCCUUGAGCCACUGAGAAGGAAGAACGUGCUGCUUCUAUUUUCAGGCAUGGAGAUUUCCACCGACGAGCUUCUUAUUCUAGAACAAAUCUACAACGAAUCAAAGGCUCAUGCACCGAGAAUGGAGAGUAGAUAUGAGUUGGUUUGGAUCCCCAUUGUGGACCCAAACUCUGAAUGGAAAGACCCAAGGCAAAAGCAGUUUGAGAGCCUGCAAGAAAACAUGUCAUGGUACUCAGUGUUUCAUCCUUCUUUGAUAGGAAAGCCAGUUAUCUGGUUCAUCCAAAGUGAAUGGAAGUACAAGAAUAAGCCUAUUCUUGUGGUUUUGGACCCACAAGGGAGGGUUUCUUGCCCCAAUGCUAUUCACAUGAUGUGGAUAUGGGGAAGUGCUGCCUACCCCUUCACAAGUUCUAGAGAAGAAGCUCUAUGGAAGGAAGAGACUUGGAGACUUGAAUUGCUGGUAGAUGGCAUUGACUCAGAAAUAUUGAACUGGAUCAAGGAUGGAAAAUACAUUUUCUUGUACGGAGGUGACGACCCUGAAUGGGUAAGAAGAUUCGUGAAGGAAGCCCGCAGGGUUGCAAACGCCACACAAAUACCCUUAGAGAUGGUGUACGUCGGGAAGAGCAACAAGAGGGAGCAAGUGCAGAAAAUCAUCGACACCAUAAUUCGCGACAAGCUCAACACACAAUACUGGUCAGAGCAGAGCAUGAUAUGGUUCUUCUGGACCCGUCUUCAGAGCAUGCUCUUCUCCAAGCUCCAACUCAAGCAAACCGAUGACGAGGACCACGUGAUGCAGGAAAUCAAGAAGCUUCUAAGCUACGACAAACAGGGUGGGUGGAUGGUUCUCGCGAGAGGGUCCCACAUCGUGGUGAAUGGGCAUGCCACGACGGGGUUGCAGACCUUAGUAGAGUAUGAUGGUGUGUGGCAAGGUGAUGCUGAGAGAGACGGGUUUGAACAAGCUUUUAAGAGUCACUACGACAAGGUUCAUUCGGUUAUUAGUCCUUGCUGCAGGUUCGAGUUUUCCCAUUCAAUGGGGAGAAUCCCUGAGAGGCUCACGUGCCCCGAGUGUCGCCGCAACAUGCACGUGCUCACCACUUUUCAGUGCUGCCACGAUGAAAAAAUUGACGAGGACUUUUUUGUCAGCACCGUUACUCCUCCCACCCUUUGAUCAUAUUCAUUAAUUAUUCGCUCUUGCUGCAGCAUUUGUUUCUCCGAGGUCUCAUGCACAGUCCUACGUGUUUGCAUGUGUUUUUUUUUUUUUUUUUUAAUCACAGAACAAUGUAAUAAAAUGUGAGUGGUAAGGACUUGGCUCUUAUUGUACUAUUGGCAUUAAGAGGAUAGUAAUUUGAAAACCAAUAAAUUAUAAAGUUACAGUUCUCA